UCAGUGGGCGGAGUCAGCUCAGAUGUAGCGCCAGGCCGCAGCGGUGCGCGCACACUGGAGCCGCGCGCAGAACGUGGUGCCGCUGGUGUGACUGCCGCUCGUCGCUGGACUCCGGGGUCACUCCCCCUUCAGAGCACGAUCACUACACAAUCAGUGUGCGUCCCACUAAUGAAACUCCUGCACAUCACACCAGGUGUAGUGUGAUUGUAUUGUCCGUCACCAUGGCAACCCUGCUGUUUACACGCCAGCUCAGCCUCUCCCUGCACAGCCUGCGCUCCUCACUCUCAGGCUGCAGACGUGUGAGUAAGGCUGCUCCUCAGGCUCAGAUGGACUGGGACUACGACGGACCAUCCAUGAAGACCCCGGUGCCAGGGCCCCGCUCUCAGGCACUGCUCAAGCAACUGGGAGAGAUCCAGAACAUCGACGCCAUCAACUUCUUCUGUAACUACGAGGAGAGCCGCGGGAACUACCUGGUGGAUGUGGAUGGCAACCGCAUGUUAGACGUGUACACCCAGAUCUCCUCCAUCCCCAUCGGCUACAAUCACCCGGCUCUGCACAAACUCAUGGCCGACUCCAACAACCUGAGCACAUUCGUGAACCGGCCUGCUCUCGGCAUCCUGCCUCCAGGAAACUUCCCCGAUAAAGUCACUGAGAGCCUGCUGUCGGUGGCCCCCAGUGGGAUGACUCGGGUGCAGACCAUGGCCUGUGGAUCCUGCUCUAAUGAGAACGCCUACAAAGCCAUGUUCAUCUGGUACAGGAAUAAAGAGCGUGGUGGACCCAGCCCCAGCCCCACACAGGAGGACCUCACCUCCUGCAUGAUCAACCAGAAACCGGGCUGUCCUGACCUCAGUAUCCUGUCCUUUAUGGGUGGUUUCCAUGGGCGCACUCUGGGGUGUUUGGCCACCACUCACUCCAAAGCCAUCCACAAACUGGACAUCCCGUCUCUGGACUGGCCCAUCGCGCCCUUCCCCAGACUGCAGUAUCCUCUGGAGGAGUUCACUCGGGAGAACGCUGCAGAGGAGGCCCGCUGCCUCGAGGAGGUGGAGGACCUGAUCGUGCGCUGGAGGCAGAAGGGCAAACCCGUAGCAGGAAUUGUGGUGGAGCCCAUCCAGGCGGAGGGAGGAGACAACCACGCCUCUCCAGACUUCUUCAAGAGCCUCCGGAACAUCGCACGCAAGCAUGGCUGUGCGUUCCACGUGGAUGAGGUGCAGACUGGAGGAGGCUGCACAGGGAAGUUCUGGGCUCACGAGCACUGGGGCCUGGACGACCCCGCGGACAUCGUGUCCUUCAGCAAGAAGAUGCUGACUGGAGGAUACUAUCACAAGGACGAGCUGCAGGCUGACAAGGGUUACCGGAUCUUCAACACGUGGAUGGGAGACCCGUCUAAGAACCUGUUCCUGAUCGAGGUCCUGAACGUGAUCCGCAGAGAGAACCUCCUGGAGGAGGUGAGGAGGUCUGGCAAGGCUCUGCUCCAGGGGCUCUACGCUCUACAGGAGCAGUACCCAGGCCUGCUGAGUCGUGCCCGGGGACAGGGGACGUUCUGUGCUGUGGACAUCUGUGAUGACCCCACCAGGAGCAAGAUCCUGCUCCAGGCCCGCGACAAAGGAGUCCUGCUGGGUGGCUGUGGAGACCGUUCCAUCCGUUUCCGCCCCGCCCUCAUCUUCAAGGAGUACCAUGUGGCCCUGUUCCUCAACAUCUUCAAUGACAUCCUGGCUCAGCUCAAGUAGAACCACCAGGAACCACCAGGAACCCAACCAACCCGACUGCCUUCAGACCUGUCUACAGCACAAGAACCUCCAAACACUCACACACAGGGGGCGCUGGAGAGAGGCUGGAAUGCACUUUUGAAGUAAUAGCACAUAUGAACAAAUUAAAGGUCGUAUAUUAUGCUAGCUACAAUCUGGUUUAGCUUUAGUUAUAAAGUAGCUGCUGUCAAGUCCCUGCGCCCUCUGCUGGCCACUGUAGCAUUGUAUGUGAUCAGAAAUCAGCACUGCAUUAUACAAGUACUAUACGAUGUUUAAAUUGGUAACACGUCAAAUACCAACGUUAAUAAGUAUGAAGAGUUGUAGCCAAAUAAUGCGUGAUAUAAAACCUUUAAUCGAGGUCGACAAUAGAGAAAAAAGAUCCAAUUUAAAGCCAGAGUUUCUCAGUGAAAUGCCCGACCAGACCAUAGACUGUUUAUAGAAAUGGACAGAGCUAAACCGCUAGCCACGGUUUUCCAAACAGGAAGUGAACACAGGUGCACUUCGGCUCCACUGACUCUGGUUAUGAUUCACUUUUUUAUUGAAACAAAAAAUGCUGCUGUCAGAGUCAUCAUUUUGGUCUUAAAAUAUGUGUUUUAACAGUUGUCCUGUCGAUCUGAGCUACCCGUCGAUUUGAGCUACUUAAUGCUACUGCACGUGCACAGUACCACCAAGCACCGUCGAUUUGAGCUCCCGAGGCAGAAGUGGAGUAACAAGUCACAUUUUAAAAGUGUUUUGGUUUUAUUGUGUGUUUGUUCAGUUAAACAUCGACAUGUGCGUGUUCAAUUUGCGGCAGAAAACCUAAGUUAGAUGAUUGAACAGUUUGGAUUUAAUAUUUGAUUUUAUCAUUAUCAUUUUCAUUAAAUUAUGUUUUAUUUUGUUUCCAUGAGUACAAAACGUUGUAUCUUUGUUUAGAAAGGUGCUGUAUAAAUAAAAUAUCACUAUAUUAUAAUAGCAAAUUCACAUUGUAACCUGUGAUAUUAUUGUGAAAUAUGAUAUUAUCACUAUUCAUAUAAAGAUUUCAGUGGUUCUUUCUCUUAUUUAAUGAGCUACCUCAACCCAAAUCCAUCUAAAUGAGUGAAUAAUAUUGAUUCUACAGUGGGAGCAUUAUUCGAUGGAUAAAUUGAAUACGACCAAAUGAACCAUGCACAUGUAUAUAAAACAGUUGAAAUUUGACAUAACUAAGGUGUAAAGUGUGAUCAGCGUGUGCAAAUAACAUCAAACUCACGUCUCUAAUCCAAAGAAAUCUGUAUCAGACUGGAGAGGUUAGGGUUUGGCUUUAUUUGAUCUCUACAACUGUAAACGAAAAAAAAAAAGGUCGCUUAUUUCGACAGGGCAGAGUGAACCGAUAGACGUCACUGUCGAUUUAGACUGCUGGAGCUUAUUUUGACAAGGCAGCUCAUUUCGACAGGACACUGUCUCUACAUGAUCCUGGGAUUUCACUAUUUUGUCCCUAAAAAAAGAUAUGAACAGUAAUAACAGACCAAUCAGCUCCGCUAUAACUUCAGGCCUGAGUGAGCUUCAUUUGACUGGAGCCAUAUGCUGUGUGUACUUCACACUCACUGAGUCCACUUGUUUAUACAGUCUAUGGUCCAGACCCUGUCCAAUUUUCAGUACUUGUAAGUGAGUGAAAUGUGACCAAACACAGCAGAAACAUGAUGUGGAAUAGGUCAAUAUAUGUUUGAUAAUAACCUGUAAGACUUGCUUUGUCCAGAAUGUUCCACAGUAUGGCAUUAGACCUCCCUAUCAGUAACUUUUUUUUUAUUGCAGAAAGGGACCUUGAAAAACAUAUUGUAGCUCUGAGCGAGGCCGCCUCUCCACAAAUCAGACCUGGAGUCAGUUUCCUUGGAGAUAGACAAGUUUAAUCAAUCAAUCAACAACUUUACCUUUACCAAACCUUAGCGAGGAAUCAAACACAGUCCCAAGUACUUCUAAGAGUCCACCAUUUCUACUGCUUCCCCAUGGAUGGAGCUGGUUAUUGGGCUGUGGACUUUUUUCCACAAGUCCACAACCAGUUUUUUGGUUUUAGCUCCAUUUAGAUCCAGGUUAUCAUUAUCACAGCAUUAAUGAAAGCAGGUAGAGCUCGGCCGUGGUGUGAGUUUACUCCCUGCAGGAGAGAGAGGAGGACAAUAUCAUCUGAGAACUUCAUCAUGUAGCUGCCCUCAUAUGCGGACCUACAGCUGUGUGUAUACAGAAAUUAAAGCAGUGGAGACAAAACACAACCCUGGGAGACACCAAUAUUUGUUGAGUUUAGCACUGUGAAACAUUCCAGACAAAGCAACAUCAUCUCCAUGGAGACAAGUAAAGUAGAUAAACGUAGUUCAAAUGUCUACGAUGUUUACAGUGAAGAGCAAUACGUUUGUGAUGAAGAGGAGGAGAGAAUGCAGGUGAAGGUGUGAAAGAAAGCAGAAGUGAAAUGACACACUGUGGCUUUAAAUUGGAAUCUUCUGGUAAUGUUUAAACUGGGAUAUCUUUGCCAUAACAUUUGAAACACUGAACCGUCCGCCCCAUAAACCACUACGCCCUUUAUGCUCGCUAAUAUAUUAACUCUGAAGAGGAGAGAGCUGCUAAUCUUCUUUUUUAUUUUUUUACUCUUAUUGUUAUUUUUUUAACCUGGAUUCUGAAAAGCGCACAAUAAAUCAGGGUUGAAAUGUCAAACUAACUGAUGUCCCUACUCUUUAUAAUCCAGUCCAGGUUCAGACGAGCACAAUCGCCACGGCAACACCACACGUCCCAUAAUGCUAAUGGAAUCAUAUAGAGUAAGAACAACAAUAUAUGAUGAAUACAGUAGUUUAGUUGGACUUUUUUGUGCCAUAUUUGGUUGGUAAUCCCUCCCGUUUUGCGUCCUGCAUGGAUGAAGCUGUACAGUUGUAAUAGGUAUUUGAUAAGAACUGACCCUGUAGCCCUGUGGUGGACACGUAUCCAGCGUCUGUCGGGGGAUUUUUGUAUGAAGUAACACUAUAGGAGACAGUGGUGAAUGUCUUAUCCACGUACUUGUACUUGUACUUGUACUUUUUAGCGUCUGUGAAGGCCUAUGUUUAGUCCUGUUUCUGUUGUAUUGGGAAAUGAAGCCCGGGGGAAGAGGCCGUGUGCGUGUGGGAUGAGUUUAAAGUGCAUGUGACUUUGACCGUUCUCUCAUUUGCACUUCAUUUGUUGGGAUAAUACUGAUUGUAAAUAUAAAUAAUAGUUUUACACCAAUCAAGACGCAAUUGAUGAAGAAAAGUUGAAAAAUACUUUGGAAAAUUACAGGAAGUAGUUCUAAAUACACUGGUGACAUUGUACAUAAUCCAUUAAAUUACUUAAAGUGAGUAACGUAAUCUGAAUACUUUGGAUUACUUGCUUUGCUGUAGAGAAACAAAGACUAGGAUAACUUCACGUAAGAUGUUUUGUCUGCUAAAAGAAAAUAAAAAGCCCAGACUUUACUGAACCUUAUUGAAAAUAUUAUUGAUAGAAGAAGAGACACGUCCACGCAGCAUGAUUUAGUCCUGUUAAAUCCUGUUUUAGUCCUGGUUUAGAUCUAGUUUAGACCUGGUUCAGUCCUGGUUUGUAUCUAGUUUAGACCUGUUUUAGUCCUGGUUUUAGUCCUGUUUUAGACCUGGUUUUAGUCCUGAUUUAGAUCUGGUUUAGACCUGGUUUUAGUCCUGAUUUAGACCUGGUUUUAGUCCUGGUUUAGAUUUAGUUUAGACCUGGUUUUAUUCCUCGUUUAGACCUGGGUUCAGUCCUGGUUCAAUCCUGAAUUAGUCCUGGUUUAGACUGCCAUGUAAUCCCAUUUAUUUCAACAAAGUAACUGUAAUCCAAUUACCACUCACAGUAACUGUAACCGAAUACAGUUACUCAUAAUUUGUACUCUGAUUACGUAACUCUGGUACAUGUAAUCUGUUACUUCCAACACUAGUUGCUAGUGUGAUGUCAUUCAGGAUGUGAAAUGAACCAACCUGAGGAAAAAUGUGUACAUUUUGUUUUUCUUCUUUUGCAAAAUGUGAAAUACAAUGAUUUUGAUUUUGACUGUGUUUUAGUGAAAUGAGUCGUCCAAGCUGUCAUAGACACUUUAAAGUUCAGAUGGAGGGCAGUGAGGGCUUUUAAGGACAAAUGUCAAACUCAAAAUGUCAAUGUUUAAAUUGGUGUAUGGUUAAUUUAUCUGCAAGAACUGGCACCAAGUUCAAGCAUUGUUUUCUCUGGCAGUACAAAAAAACAAGUUCUCAAAUAUGUCAUGAAUUAAAGGUGCAUUAUGUAAAUUUUAGAUCGAGGGUCACCGUUCUGCCUGGAAUGUUCCACCAUAUGACAUUAAACAGCUAAACAUUACGUUUAAUAUAUUACAGAUGCUUUUAAAGCUCAAAAAUCCCUAGAAAAACAGACAUGACUGAGUGUGAGCGGGGUUGCCUCUCCACAGAUCUGACUUCCUACUUUGGCUGCAAUGUUUCAUAGUUUGGUAUUAAGCCUUUCUAUCUUCAUGGAGACCACACCAGACCAAGUUACAGGUCAGAUCUGUGGAGAGGCGACCCCUCUCCCAGUCAGAACGUCUGUUUUUCUCUGUCAAUUUUCAGCUCUAAAACCAGCUGUAAUUGAAUCAAAGUAAAGUCGAGCUGUUUAAUGUCACACUGUGGAACAUUCUAAGCACAGCAGUGAUAUAUCCAUAGGAACAAGUUGGUGACGGAGCCUCAAUCAAAAAGUGACCCCUUUAAGCCACAGAAUGAUUUCGGUUCAAUUAUGAGCUUUGAACAUUUGAAGUAAAAGGACUAAAUUCACACAUUUGUCUCAUUUGUUUGGAGAGAUCUUUUCUAAACCUUGUGCCCUCCAUCUGGUCCUCUGAGCCCAGCCCGCGCCGCUCUUCCCCCAGCCACAGCACACGUCCCUGUGUGUACGUCCCAUGGUGUCCGCCCGCCACUCCGUGGAUGCUCCCUGUUCUCAUGCAGACCAUAUCUUAGUGUGCCCGCUGCCCCAGUCUGUGCCCGCCCUGUUGCCCACAAAUGUGAACUUUCCCCGGAGCACCUGUAGAAGCUGCUGUCUGCAUGUUCUGUUCUGUUCCAUGACGCCACAUAUCAGUUGCACACUUUGUGUCUAUGCUUCAAUGUUCUUCAAUUAAUUACUCAAUAAAUGAAUAAUUUUGUAUACA
This is a messenger RNA of Boleophthalmus pectinirostris (great blue-spotted mudskipper), 6855 nucleotides long. RefSeq names its product 4-aminobutyrate aminotransferase (gene abat). Lineage: Eukaryota; Metazoa; Chordata; Actinopteri; Gobiiformes; Gobiidae. Gene Ontology annotation, biological process: GABA catabolic process. The transcript has 17 exons. The record is from RefSeq and is a predicted model, not a curated record. Gene Ontology annotation, cellular component: mitochondrion. Gene Ontology annotation, molecular function: pyridoxal phosphate binding. The coding region runs from base 222 to 1727 and encodes 501 amino acids.